Messenger RNA from Tribolium castaneum (red flour beetle), 1284 nucleotides. It is a transcript of the gene Fkbp39, whose product is annotated as FK506-binding protein 39kD. The record is from RefSeq and is a predicted model, not a curated record. Gene Ontology annotation, cellular component: nucleolus; chromatin. NCBI's taxonomy places the organism in Eukaryota, Metazoa, Arthropoda, Insecta, Coleoptera, Tenebrionidae. The transcript has 4 exons. Gene Ontology annotation, molecular function: peptidyl-prolyl cis-trans isomerase activity. Bases 164 to 1195 code for a protein of 343 amino acids.
CGCGCAUGCGCUCUAGCACACCUCUUCACAAGUUGAACCGCAUGAAAUGUGAUUUCUCCCGUCGCGAUUUAAGCCGUUUUGCCGUUUUAAUUGUACAGUUUUGAUAGUUGUGACUUGUUGGAAACGUUUUAUCAUCGACCAGGACGUAAAAAAUCCAUCGAAAAUGUUCUGGGGUUUGAUCAUGGAACCGGGGCGGUGUUACACCCAAACGGUCAAAGUCGCAUUCCAUGUAUCAAUGGCUGCGUUGGAUAUUUCAAAUUCCGGGGAUGAACCGGCUCAAGUAAUGUGCGUGUUUGAGGGGCGUAAUUACCUCCUGUGCACGCUCAACAGGAAGGACAAGUGGCAGUGCGCCCUGGAUUUGAGUUUUGAGGUCGGUUCUAAGGUUUCUUUUGCUACAAACGGCAAAUCCCACGUGCACUUGACCGGGUAUUUGACCGAUCUCCAAGAUGAGUUUGAUGAGGAAGAGGUUGAGGAGGAAGAAGAAGAGAGCCAGAAAACUGAGAAGAAGCGCUCGAAAAAACAACACAUUGAUGGACCUCCUAGUAAAAAAUCCAAAACUCUGGAAGAAUCAAUUACGGAGGAAGAGGACGAUUCUGAUUCAGAUUUUGACUUAAAUCACGUCAUGCAGGAGUCGGGGGAGGAAGAAGAGUCGGGUGAGGAGGAAGAAUCAGGUGAGGAGGAAGAAGACGAGGAGGAGGAGGAGGAUGAAGCGUCCAGUUUGAGUGAUGGAGAAAGCGAGGAGGAAAAGGAAGUGAAGCCGAAACAGAACGGUAUUGCAAAACCCACUCAGAAGAAGAAGCAAAAAGAAGAAAAGUCUAAACCACAAGAAGAGAAGAAAGGGAAACAGAAGCCCAAGAAGACUGUCCUGAAAGGGGGUGUGAUAGUCGAAGACCUCAAAGAAGGUUCGGGCGAUUUGGUCUCCAACGGGAAAUUUGUCCACGUUUACUACGAAGGCCGUCUCAAGGACUCUAACAAAAUGUUUGACUCAACCACCAAAGGCCCAGGAUUUAGUUUCAGGGUUGGCAAAGGAGAGGUUAUCAAAGGCUGGGACGUCGGUUUAGUCGGAAUGAAGGUCGGGGGCAAGCGCCGCAUCAUGUGCCCCCCGAAAAUGGCCUACGGGGCCAAGGGCUCGCCCCCGGUGAUCCCCCCGAACGCAAACUUGGUCUUUGAUGUGGAGCUCAAGAAAGUCAGCUAAAUGUGUAACUUUGUUGUCUGUAAUCUCCAGUUUGCUUUUUUACUUUACUUAUCGGUUUCAGUUAUAAAUAAACGGUAUUUUUUCCGAAA